Messenger RNA from Paramecium tetraurelia, 557 nucleotides. RefSeq lists its product as uncharacterized. The record is from RefSeq and is a predicted model, not a curated record. The transcript is spliced from 3 exons. Lineage: Eukaryota; Ciliophora; Oligohymenophorea; Peniculida; Parameciidae.
AUGCCUUAUUAUUUAAUAAUCUACUCUAGCAUAUCGGAUGAGCUCGAAUUCUUCUUCUUCAUUUAAUUAAAAUUAAUAAUGAAAAGAACAAAGGAAACUAUCUUUAGACAACAUCCCGAAUGGUAACAAAGACAAGGAAUCAGUGGCCUCAAGGAAUUCGAUGGCGAAGAUCUGUAAUAUGAUGCUCGAAAUAAAUAUAAUAAAGAGUAACAGAAGCAAUGGAUUCAAGAGCAAAUCCAAGAAAAGAAAAGAAAAUAAGAAUAAGAGAAGGCAGAGGAAAUGGCCUAUGCCUAACAAACUUUAGAAAUCAAUAGGUUUAGAGGAAUGCUCCAAGAUAACUUUGCAGCCAGAAAAACAGAUAUAGGCGUUGCUGCUAAACAAACUAAUCUACAAUUCGCUAAAGAAAAGAAAGACAAAGAAGAAAGAGAUAAAUAAGAGAAGUUAUAAUAUGAAAAAAACGAAAGGGAUUUAUUACUUGAACGUGGACGCAAACAACCCUAUAACGGAUGACACAAUGAUUUUAUUAUCAAAAGUCAAACUUAUGUCAUAUUCUAUAA